CUGGGUGUGCUAAUCUUGUACCUUUUACCACAGUUUGCUCAAAUACUGUGUUUCAAGAGUAUAAACAUUGAUAAAACAAAGCUAAUUAAGGAAAUGAAAUCUUGAAGCUUGCUUGUGGUGCAGCCCUUAAUAGAUUUUGGAAAUUAAUAUCUCAAUAGUUGAACUCUUGCCUCUUUUGCAUCUGUUUUUUUUUCCACAGGUACUUCCUUUCUGACUUUGAGUAGCAGAGAAAAACUAAAGACCUUGAAGAAAGACACCUACAGCCCCUUGCUUGGCAGAAACAAUGCUGCAGCGAUGAGAUUACAGUGAGCCCUUCCUGUGUGGCCUCCAUGGGUCCCACUCAACUCAGCACACAGGAUCAUGGGAAGAGGGUGGCAAGUGUAUUUGAGAUGGAGGAGGAAGGGCUUUCGCUCUUCCCUGGCUCAGAGAACCCCCCUGAGCAUGCAGUAGAAAAUCCCCCCUUGAAGCGGAAGAAGGGCCCAGCCCCUAAGAUGCUGGGAAACGAAGUGUGCAGUGUGUGUGGGGACAAGGCCUCUGGCUUCCACUACAACGUGCUGAGCUGUGAAGGCUGCAAGGGCUUCUUCCGCCGCAGCGUCAUCAAGGGAGCACAGUACCUCUGCAAGAACGGUGGCAAGUGCGAGAUGGACAUGUACAUGCGUCGCAAGUGCCAGGAGUGCCGGCUGCGCAAGUGCCAGGAAGCAGGCAUGAGGGAGCAGUAUGUUCUGUCUGAAGAACAGAUCCGACUGAAGAAACUGAAGAAGCAGGAAGACGAUCAGGCUCGGACAGUUGUGGUGCGUCCAAACCCUCCGAAUCCGCCAAGCCCUUCCCACAAACUAACGCCGGAACAGCUGAACAUGAUAAAAAAGCUUGUGGCCGCUCAGCAGCAGUGCAACCAGCGCUCAUUCACAGACAGACUCAAAGUGACGCCGUGGCCCCAGAUUCCUGACCCUAAUAACCGUGAAGCGAGGCAGCAGCGUUUUGCUCACUUUACAGAACUUGCAAUUAUCUCUGUGCAAGAGAUUGUGGACUUUGCCAAGCAACUACCUGGCUUCCUGGAGCUCACCAGGGAAGAUCAGAUUGCUUUAUUGAAGACAUCUACAAUAGAGGUGAUGUUGCUGGAGACAUCUCGGCGCUAUAAUCCAGAGAUUGAGAGCAUCACCUUUCUUAAGGACCUGAGCUAUAAUCGGGAUGACUUCGCCAAAGCAGGUCUGCAGUUUGAGUUCAUUAACCCCAUCUUUGAGUUCUCAAAGGGAAUGAAUGAGCUACAGCUUAACGAUGCUGAAUAUGCACUUUUAAUCGCCAUCAACAUUUUCUCUGCAGACCGACCGAAUGUGCAGGACCAGUCCUUGGUGGAGAGGCUGCAGCACACCUAUGUGGAAGCCCUUCAUUCUUACAUUUGUAUCAACAGACCAAAUGACCGCCUGAUGUUUCCACGGAUGUUAAUGAAGCUGGUCAGUCUUCGGACACUAAGCAGUGUCCACUCUGAACAGGUGUUUGCCCUUCGGCUGCAGGACAAGAAACUCCCUCCUCUGCUCUCAGAAAUCUGGGAUGUGCAUGAGUGACCGCAUGCUCCCAGAAUGCUGACGCGCUGACAUAACGCCAUCUCCCGGCCUUUGCUAAUGAGAAGCCAGCCUCUCCUCUCCAAAGCACUGAACCCUGGGCUAGGCAUGCAGGGAGUGAUGAGCCCGGGGUUUCAAUGUUGUCGUGAGAUAUGCAGGAGGCAGCUGGGGUAGAUCAGAUGGAGGGGUUGGUUUUGAUGCAGUGCCCAUACCCCAAAGGAAUAACGUGAAACAUUCGAAAACGGUAGAAAUGAAGACCUUUCCCCCUGCCCCCCAAGUCCUCUUUCUUCAGAGUCUUUCUCUUCUCUAAGCAUAUGCUGAAGGUUUGCCCUUUGAUCCUCUUCUCACUGAUUAUGAAAAUGAAUUUGCAGGAACUUGCCAAAAGCUCUCUAUUGAGAGUAACCCAGCUCGAAAGGCUUCUGCAGGGUCCCCAGUGUACCUGGAUCUGAGGAGCUCAGGGAAGUCAGUGUGGAUGUUCUAUGGGUUUCACUGGGUUUCCUAUAAAUAAAAUCUCUUGAAUGUGCUGCCCUCUACAAUGAUUCCAAGAGAAGUAGCUUUUAUUUCUUUAUUAUGAGACUUCAUCUCUAGAGCUGCCCUUUAUUCUGGCCCUCCUUUGGAAAAAGGAUUCCUCUAAUAUGUAGUGCCCUUUGUCUAACAGGGAGAUUCUCUGGGUAGGGAAUGUUCGUACAUCAAAAAGAUGUCAGGCAUAAAGUAGUGGACUUUUUUUAAAUAUAACACAUCACAGUUUUAUCUCGUGGUUCUCAGACACUUCAAUUUACCUUUGAUUUGCUAACAGCUGGAAAACUUUAGUUCAAAACAGAUCAGGGCAUAGAUUUUAUCUUUAGGAGUGGAAUAGAAGAAAGAUAGGUGGGAAGGACUGGUACCUAGGUGAGGUAGGUGUGGUGGAAGGAUCUCAAAAACUUCCAAGAAUCUGAAGCAUGUGGUAUGUAUUCCAAGGUGGGUGUGAAGAUGUAUUGGCCAAGGAGAGAGGACACACUGCAUUUAGUGAAAUAUGUGGGCAUUGCAUAAGCUAUGGGCUGCACAACUCUCACAUCAUGGGCUGCAGGAAUAUUGCGUGUAAUCAGAUCCACUUGCGUUGUCUUCCUUUUGCCAAAGUCUUUCCAAGGUUUUAGAGAUGAUAAUGGGAUAUGGAGGUCCCUCCUUGUGUGAGGAGUGCCAACUGCUUUAGAAGGACACUUGGGUCUUGUAUCCUUUCUUCACUUCGGGCAUUGUGAGAUCCACACUGGAUUAUGCCCCAGGUUUUUAAGUAUCCACAUUCAUAAGUAUUCUAGAAUUUACAGCAAUAUUUUGUCUGACAGAAGAGAAAUAUACUGUUGUAAAACAUGUUCCUUACUUUCCAAGAAACAUCAUCUUAUGGCUGAUCUCAGAGAUGUAACCUUAAGUAUCCCGGUAGCUUGGUCUCAUGAGUCUUCUCUGUCAUAGGGGUCUAUGUUUGCUUGCCCAGUGAGCAUCCCAAGAGCAUAGGUUCACAUGGCUCGGGGUUUUUUUUGUUUGUCUUUUUUGGUUUGUUUGUUGUUGUUUUUUUUGGCUGUGUAUCUGAGCGCUAUGCCCGUGGUGAGGGUAUCGUGUCCAUUUUGCACUUGAGGUUGGUCCCCUGCCACUGGCCUUCACUCUGCACCUUUGUAAAGCACUUGUAACAAUCUGUAAAAUAAUCUGUUGUUUUUUAUAACUCAUUGCAAUUGCAAAAAUUCUUGUUUAAAUCUGUAUUUUUAACUAAUCUGUUUGAGAAAUGUUAAUGUUUAUAUAAAAGAAUAAAGCCUAAUACA
This is a messenger RNA of Lepidothrix coronata (blue-crowned manakin), 3346 nucleotides long. RefSeq names its product nuclear receptor subfamily 1 group H member 3 (gene NR1H3). The transcript is spliced from 8 exons. The record is from RefSeq and is a predicted model, not a curated record. Gene Ontology annotation, biological process: negative regulation of transcription by RNA polymerase II; negative regulation of inflammatory response; positive regulation of transcription by RNA polymerase II. Bases 330 to 1562 code for a protein of 410 amino acids. NCBI's taxonomy places the organism in Eukaryota, Metazoa, Chordata, Aves, Passeriformes, Pipridae. Gene Ontology annotation, molecular function: nuclear receptor activity; zinc ion binding; RNA polymerase II cis-regulatory region sequence-specific DNA binding.